Onychostruthus taczanowskii (white-rumped snowfinch) is the source of this 1380-nucleotide messenger RNA. It is a transcript of the gene AIRIM, whose product is annotated as chromosome unknown C1orf109 homolog. Bases 3 to 644 code for a protein of 213 amino acids. The transcript is spliced from 4 exons. Gene Ontology annotation, cellular component: cytoplasm; nucleus. NCBI's taxonomy places the organism in Eukaryota, Metazoa, Chordata, Aves, Passeriformes, Passeridae. The record is from RefSeq and is a predicted model, not a curated record.
UGAUGAUGGCGGCGAUGAUGGCGGCGCCCGUGGCCGCGCUCCGGGCCUGGGCAGAGGCGGCGGCGCGGGCGGAGGCGGCGGCUCGGGCGGCUCUGGCAGCCGCGGCCCCGCUGCUGGGCGCGCUGGCCGCGCUGGCGGCGCAGAUGCGGGCGGCGCGGCGGCUGCCGUGGGACGCGACGCCGCUCGGCGCCUUCCCGGAGCUGCGGGCGCGGCUGUGGCAGAAGCAGCGCGGCGCGGCCGAGGCGCUGCUGGAGCAGCUGGGCGAGCGGCGGGAGGAGCUGCGGGCCGUGCGGGACGCCGUGGGGGCCGCCGGCAGCGCUGUGCUGCGGCUCUUGGAGGAACCGGGCCCGGCCGAGCUGGGGCUGGCCCUGCUUCUGCGGCGUGGGCCGCGCUGCCCCUCGCUGGCCGACGUGCUGGAGGGGCUGCAGGACGUGGAACGCUACUACCGGCACCUGUACUUGGAGAGCAAACUGCUCCUGCAGCGCCUCAGCCUGGACAGCCUGGCAGACGUGGAAGCCCUGCCGCAGUCCUGGGAGAGGAUUUUGGAGCGUUACAAGGAAGAUGAUGUUGUUCAAGAUACACUCCUGAAGGUCUCACUGUUUGUGGAGAACCAUCAUGAGGUGAGCUGCUCGCCUGGCUCCUGACAGGGCAGCAGGGACUGGCACUGACCAGCCUCUGGCACAUUCUGUCAUGCUGCAGAGGGGAUGAGGAAGCUGAAUGGAAGCUGAACGAGUUAGCAUCAGCAUGAAAUGCUUGAACUGUACCAUUUUCAAGUGGAAAUGGCCUUGGUCUGUGAAGAAGAGGCUGAGCCCAAAAAGCUGUGAGGAUAGAAGGGAGUCACCUCCAGCUGUGGAACUUGUCCUUUCCCUCUUUUCCUAGCCUGUUUUGUGUCAUGGUAAAAAUGUUGAUUCUUGUUUACAUGAGGUGCUGCAGAUGUGUGAGUGUAAUAGAGUCCUUCAGGCUGGUGCCAUGAAAUAUAUUUGGGCUCUCUCCUUGCAAAUAAAGAAAACAUGUCAGAUCAGGGUUUACAAACAGUGCUCACCUCACAGUGUGUUUGCAAUCAUCCCAGCUGGGCAUGGAGGAGGAAGGAAGCAAAUCUGGCUUGAAGAUGUCAUUAUGGAGGGGCACAGAUGCCCAAGUUCUGACACAAACACGGGCAGCUUUCAAGGGUGAGCAGUACACUGCUCUGUUUCCACUGAAAUCAGUCUUAAAAUUUCACUCUCUGGCAGCCACUGCUGACAGUUCAGGGACACCUUUUGUUGGCCUUGGCACUGAUCCUCUGAACAUUCCCAGGAAGCAGUGGGUGUUUGUCUCUCAGCUCUGUGUUUGUGAAGGAGCUGCAGCUUCUCAGAGAAAGCCAAUAAAGAAUUGUAUGGGACA